Messenger RNA from Suricata suricatta (meerkat), 1128 nucleotides. RefSeq names its product carboxypeptidase O (gene CPO). Bases 1 to 1128 code for a protein of 375 amino acids. Gene Ontology annotation, molecular function: metallocarboxypeptidase activity; zinc ion binding. NCBI's taxonomy places the organism in Eukaryota, Metazoa, Chordata, Mammalia, Carnivora, Herpestidae. The transcript has 9 exons. The record is from RefSeq and is a predicted model, not a curated record. Gene Ontology annotation, biological process: proteolysis.
AUGAAGCCUCUGCUUGGGACCCUUUACCUCUUGGGGAUCCUGGUUCCUGAGGUGCUGGGAUAUGAUGGAUCCCUAGCACAACACAGACAAGAGGUUGUGGACGAGACAGUGAGCCAGAGGAGGGGCCUAGACGCCUAUUCCUACACCACAUAUCACCCCAUGGGAGAGAUCUACCAGUGGAUGACAGAGAUAAGUGAGAAGUACUCAGAAGUCGUGACACAGCAUUUCUUGGGAAUGACCUAUGAGACCCGGCCCAUGUAUUAUUUGAAGAUCAGCCAACCAUCCAGCAACCCCAAGAAGAUCAUUUGGAUGGACUGUGGAAUUCAUGCCAGGGAAUGGAUUGCCCCAGCUUUUUGCCAAUGGUUUGUGAAAGAAAUUCUCCAAAACUAUAAAGACAACCCAAGGAUAAAAAAGUUCCUUAGAAACCUGGACUUUUACGUGCUUCCCGUUCUGAACAUAGAUGGUUAUAUCUACACUUGGACAACUGAUCGGUUUUGGAGGAAAUCCCGUUCGUCACACAAUGGUGGCACAUGUUUUGGGACAGAUCUCAAUCGAAAUUUCAAUGUAUCCUGGUGUAGUGUCGGCGCAUCUAAAAACUGCCAAGAUAUAACAUUCUGUGGGACAGGACCAGUAUCGGAACCAGAGACAAAAGCUGUUUCCAGCUUUAUAGAGAGCAAGAAGGAGAACAUCAUGUGCUUCCUGACCAUGCACUCUUAUGGGCAGCUCAUUCUCACUCCGUAUGGCUACACUAAAAAUAAGCCCAGUAACUACGAGGAACUGAUCCAAGUUGGACAGAAGGCAGCAAAUGCAUUGAAAGAAAAGCAUGGAACCAAUUAUAGAGUUGGAUCGAGUGCAGAUAUUUUAUAUGACACAUCAGGGUCUUCAAGAGACUGGGCUCGGGACAUUGGGAUCCCCUUCUCAUUCACGUUUGAGCUGAGGGACAAUGGUACAUAUGGAUUUGUUCUGCCAGAAACUCAGAUUCAGCCCACCUGCGAGGAAAGCAUGGCGGCUGUGCUCUCCAUCCUGGAUGAUGUAUAUGAGAAAUACUGGCAUGCGGACAGUGCUGGAAAGGCGGCAUCUUCCGCUGUGGUGUUGGGCCUGCUGGUCUCCUUCCUGUCUAGUCUCUGA